UCUCAAGACAGUUACAACUUACAACUUGCAAUCCAACGGUCUAGCAGUUUGUCUUGCAUCAGAGAUAUACAAGCGAAGGUGUAGCGCUAAAAGUUACUUACUCCACCAAACGAGAAGAGAAAGAUUGAAGAGAGUGAGAGAGAGAGAAGUGGAAAUGUGUGGGAGAAGUCGUUGUACUCUGAGAGCUGAUGACAUUCCUAGGGCUUGUUACCGCAACAACUCCUCAGUUCGUAAUCUUCACAUGGACCGGUACCGUCCAUCCUACAACGUUUCACCGGGACAUCAUUUGCCGGUUGUUCGUAGAGAACAAGGAUCAUCAUCAUCAGCAUCUGCUGCUGCUGGUGGUGCUGCUGCUUCUGAAUCAGAUGCUGUUGUUGUUCAUUGUAUGAAAUGGGGACUCAUUCCCAGCUUCACUAAAAAAUCUGACAAACCUGAUCACUACAAGAUGUUUAAUGCCCGAUCUGAGUCAAUAAGUGAAAAGGCUUCUUUCCGUCGUUUAAUCCCUAAAAACCGGUGCCUUGUUGCAGUAGAAGGAUUCUACGAGUGGAAAAAAGAUGGACAAAAAAAGCAGCCAUACUACAUCCAUUUCAAGGAUGGCAGGCCUCUUGUGUUUGCAGCUCUUUAUGAUGCAUGGGAAAAUUCAGAAGGCGAGAUCCUCUACACGUUUACAAUUCUCACUACUUCUUCUUCUUCAGCAUUACAGUGGCUGCAUGACAGGAUGCCUGUUAUUUUGGGUGAUAAGGUAUCAACUGAUACAUGGCUAAAUGGUUCUUCAUCUUCCAAGUUUGAUAACAUGCUUAAACCAUAUGAAGAUGCGGAUUUGGUGUGGCACCCAGUAACACCUGCAAUGGGUAAGCCAUCUUUUGAUGGACCAGAAUGCAUCAAUGAGAUAAAAUUAAAGAUAGAGGGCAGCAAUCCAAUCACUAAAUUUUUCUCAACAAAAGCAGCUAAAAAAGAAGAGUCAUCAAACUUAGAGGAGAAAAACUCUUGUGCAGAAUCUUUCAAGACUGAUCCACCAAAAAGCUUUAAAAAAGAGCCUGAGACUCAGGACAAUACGGCAUUCUCAUCCUUCACUGAAAAAGGUGACCAGGACUCAAGGAGCAAUCCAAUCUCCAAGUUUUUCUCAACAAAGGGAAUUAAAGAAGAAGAAUCAAACUUAGAGGAGAAAAAGUCUUCUGCCGAAUAUUUCAUGACUGAUCCACCAAAAACAAAAAGCUUUAAAAAAGAGCCUGAUACUGAGGACAACAAAGCGCUUUCAUUCUUCACUGGAAAAGGUGACCAAGACUCAACAUCUAGUGUUGUACAUUCUCAAGAUGGACCAGCCAAGUGCCAACUGAAGCGGGACUAUGAGGAGUUUAAUGCUGAUUCAGAGAAAAAUACUGAUGAAACUAGCAAGCUAUGCUCUACUCCGGCAAGGAAGAAGGGAAACCCGAAGGAUUGUAGUGAUAAACAACCCACCCUAUUUUCAUACUUUGGUAAAAGCUAGUGGGUGCGCCUUGCUAUGUAGAUUCCCUGUGCAUAUGCUGCACCUUGUACAUAAAUUUUGUUGUCAGUGUUGCAAGCUACAGAUGAAGACUUUUGUAAAAGUAGGCAGUAGCUUGCAAUCUGUUGUGUUUUUAAGAAAUUCCAACUUCACUCCUUUGCUGGAGGAUUGUAAAAAGAUUGAAAAUGCUCAUCAAUGAAAUUUGUUUAACGUUGACAAAGAGA
Molecule: messenger RNA, 1707 nt
Organism: Quercus robur (English oak)
Lineage: Eukaryota; Viridiplantae; Streptophyta; Magnoliopsida; Fagales; Fagaceae
Exons: 8
Coding region: 155-1486 (443 amino acids)
Biological process (GO): DNA damage response
Molecular function (GO): single-stranded DNA binding
Source: RefSeq, a predicted model, not a curated record